ACUGAUGAUGCUCCACAGCGGAAGUGCUGGAAACCAGGAACCGCAGGAGCCACACCGCACUGAGCGGACAUGACCUGGAGGAGAACACCGGCAUCUGCAGCUAACUAACACAGCUAGCACCUCUGAGGGACACAUUAAGGGGGGAAACAUGGGAGGUUCUCAGAGUGUGGAGAUACCAGGUGGAGGAACUGAGGGGUACCACGUCCUCAGGGUAAGAGCAGCCGGACUGCAUCAUCCGUGUCCCCGUGUAGACUGCGGGGUGGAGCUGCAGAGACGCGAGCUAACCUCCUGGUUUACUGCUUCUCGUAGUUAAACUGAUAUGAAUUUGUAGUCAUUCUUUAUGGAAAGUAGUCUGAUAUAGCAAGUGUCGGACUGGCAUCGCUAUUUUUCAGCCAUGUACAAAUAGGCGCAAAGAUAGCGCGAGCGUUUAAUGAGCGCUCGUGCUGCAGUGGUGUUAGUAAAGUAGCGUAGUGGUGACACUGCACUGGUUUGGAUGUGAUAUUAUUGACCCGUGAGCCUCCUAACGUUUAAGUGCUCGUGCAGUAAAGUCAUAUAACAGCUAUUUUAAGUUUUAUAGAAGAACUGUUUGCUUUGCCGAUGUGUUAAAGUAUUCAAAACACGUGCAGUCGUUGCAAAGUAUCAGGAUAUGCUAAGUAGUUUAUGCCAGAAUAACCGGUGUGGUUACUGUUACGCGUAAUAAAGAAGAAGGGUGUGUACCUUUACUGAAAAGUGCAUCAAACAGUGAUAAGCUCACUUGUAAUGUUACUGUUCCUAUCUUGAAUGUGUAGCAAUCAAGACAACCCUGGGUGUGAAACUCACACAUUCCUCACAGGAAAGCUUCCUCAUCUGGUCCCAGGACACAGGAUAUAAAUCUUUCCAGACUCGUUUGCACUUUCAGGUUACCUAAAUGACCCGACCGGAGGUUGACUAAACCUCUGACUCUUCACGAUUGGUCGAUUCGGAGAACAGAGACAGAGUUUUUAUUACCUUUCAAACUGACUCCAUUGCUGACCAUCUAAAUAAACAUAAACGUCUCAACCCAGAUCUCCCAUUUGAGAUUUACCUUCUUAAAGUGUGUGAACAUACGGACCCCAGGAUAAGGGGGGACACUGACCUCCAGACCUCGGUCGUAAAACCCUGCUCAACCACACACUGAUAAAGACUACAUUCCUUUGGUGAAAGAAUACAUAUGACUGACCCUGACAAUUUAUGCAUUCAGCAAUGUACUAAUCUGUCUAAUCAUGAAAUUUGUGUUAAAAUGAAAUGUUUCCCGUUUUUCUAUGUGCUCCAGAAGCCAAGUUAUCACUCUGACAGAAUAAAUCCUUUAUUCUUUAGUUUCUUUAGACCAACAGCUUUUCAGACUGUUUCAUGAACUUUUAAGAGUUAAAUUUAUUGACUCUUGUACUAAUCUGUCUUUCAUGAUUAGACAGAUUAGUACAUUGCUGAAUGCAUAAGAUGUCAUUAUCAGUCAUUUGUAUUCUUUCACCAAAGGAAUGUACACUCACCGGCCACUUUAUUAGGUACACCUGUCCAACUGCUCGUUAACACUUAAUUUCUAAUCAGCCAAUCACAUGGCGGCAACUUAGUGCAUUUAGGCAUGUAGACAUGGUCAAGACAAUCUCCUGCAGUUCAAACCGAGCAUCAGUAUGGGGAAGAAAGGUGAUUUGAGUGACUUUGAACGUGGCAUGGUUGUUGGUGCCAGAAGGGCUGGUCUGAGUAUUUCAGAAACUGCUGAUCUACUGGGAUUUUCACGCACAACCAUCUCUAGGGUUUACAGAGAAUGGUCCGAAAAAGAAAAAAUAUCCAGUGAGCGGCAGUUCUGUGGGCGGAAAUGCCUUGUUGAUGCCAGAGGUCAGAGGAGAAUGGCCAGACUGGUUCGAGCUGAUAGAAAGGCAACAGUGACUCAAAUAACCACCCGUUACAACCAAGGUAGGCAGAAGAGCAUCUCUGAACGCACAGUACGUCGAACUUUGAGGCAGAUGGGCUGAUUCUGCUGCGACAUUCGGAUGGUAGGGUCAGAAUUUGGCGUCAACAACAUGAAAGCAUGGAUCCAUCCUGCCUUGUAUGAACGGUUCAGGCUGGUGGUGGUGGUGUCAUGGUGUGGGGAAUAUUUUCUUGGCACUCUUUGGGCCCCUUGGUACCAAUUAAGCAUCGUUGCAACGCCACAGCCUACCUGAGUAUUGUUGCUGACCAUGUCCAUCCCUUUAUGACCACAAUGUACCCAACUUCUGAUGGCUACUGUCAGCAGGAUAAUGCGCCAUGUCAUAAAGCUGGAAUCAUCUCAGACUGGUUUCUUGAACAUGACAAUGAGUUCACUGUACUCAAAUGGCCUCCACAGUCACCAGAUCUCAAUCCAAUAGAGCAUCUUUGGGAUGUGGUGGAACGGGAGAUUCGCAUCAUGGAUGUGCAGCCGACAAAUCUGCGGCAACUGUGUGAUGCCAUCAUGUCAAUAUGGACCAAGCUCUCUGAGGAAUGCUUCCAGCACCUUGUUGAAUCUAUGCCACGAAGAAUUGAGGCAGUUCUGAAGGCAAAAGGGGGUCCAACCCGUUACUAGCAUGGUGUACCUAAUAAAGUGGCCGGUGAGUGUAGUCUUUAUCAGUGUAUGGUCGAGCAGGGUUUUAAGACCGAGGUCUGGAGGUCAGUGUCCCCCCUUAUCCUGGGGUCCGUAUGUUCACACACUUUAAGAAGGUAAAUCUCAAAUGGGAGAUCUGGGUUGAGACGUUAAUGUUUAUUUAGAUGGUCAGCAAAUGGAGUCAGUUUGAAAGGUAAUAAAAACUCUGUCUCUGUUCUCCGAAUCGACCAAUCGUGAAGAGUCAGAGGUUUAGUCAACCUCAGGUUGGGUCACUUAGGUAACCUGAAAGUGCAAACAUGUCUGGAAAGAUUUAUAUCCUGUGUCCUGGGACCAGAUAAGGAAACUUUCCUGUGAGGAAUGUGUGAGUUUCACACCCAGGGUUGUCUUGAUUGCUACAGUCCCCCCUUCGUCACGGUGGUCCUGUCCAUGAAGCAUCGGGACGACGAGUAGACAACCAUGAAGCAGCAGCAGCAGCAGGUGUAUGCAAAUAGGACUGAUGCGUCUCAUCAUCACUAUGUUAAUCACUAGUACUGCUUUGAGAUAAAAUUAAGCAUGCAUUAAGCUAUCAAAUAAAAUCGUCUAGUUGUUAGACUUUUCUCAGUUAACUAUUGGUAGACUAAUGUGAAAGAAAAUCUCCUAAUUUUGAGAUUUAGAAAAGCACUAUUUAGUGUGAAUGCUAACUGGAUCUAAAGCUAUAGCUGUUUUUCAUGCUUGCUGGAGAAGUCUGAAAGUCCAAUUUCAGUUUCAAAAAUGGUUAAGACUUAGGUGGAAAAGAAAUGUCUGCUAAAGACAUAUUAACCAUCUGUGUAUGAGCAUAGUCAACCUGAAUCACAAACAUCAAAAGUUUACUGCACAGAGUUUCUCUUAAACUUUGUCUGUUAAACUUGGGGAUGAUGCUCUUAUCGGUUUGACUAAUUAUCUGCUGUUGAGUCUGACAUUUGUCAAUCUGAGUCUAAAUGACAGAAAUUUCAGGUUUUUAAUCUGUUCAUGGGAUAUUUGACAGUUGACAAGCUGACCAUAUUGACAGAGGAGAGACAAAUGCUAACAAAGAAAGCAGCAACUGGGAUUGCAGUCAUCAAUGUAUCACCACAGCAUUUGGAUAUCUUAUUGGAGUCAUUUAGCUUUGGCUGAGUGACUUCUGCUUUCGCAGGACUCACGCCUUCAUGACUCCAGAGUGUGUUAAUCUCAGUGGUUAGCUGAGUAGUCAUGUUUAUUCACCUUCAAAGUGGAUGAAACCGAUUGAGGUGGAUAAUAAGAUCGUCGUUUCUGAGAGUGUGAUUUACUCUGAUUCUGCCAGUCAUUCACCCCCCUUUGGCGGUGUUGAUGGUUUUUCCUUUGUCUGGGAUAAAACCCACCGUGACGGGAGUCUGAAUAACAACAGUUGGUCUCAAAGUUUACCUGGCAUUGGUCUGUGUCAGACCCGGGCCUUGGUGUGUAACUUUGACCUUUGUGAGUUUGUUGAGGUCGGAAAGGUUUUGGAGGCCUGGUUAACCACUCAUUUGGAGGCUUAUCGGAGCCUGAAAAUACACAGUCUGAAGCUUCGUUCAGCUCCAUGGGCAGUGAUUUUGUCUCCAUAGCCAAGAGAGUAACGGGCUCUGCUUUCUUAGCCAAAGUUUGUCGUUGUUUGGCAAAACCUUUUACAGCAAGUUCACGAAGCUGUCGGCUAGUCAAAGUGUUUGGACAAGCUAAGACGCCAAGGUGAUGACUGGUGGUAGGGUGGAGGUUCUGGACGAACAGCGUUUUGAAGUUCAAGUCCUCCUCCAUUUCUGGUUCAUUUCGGAAACCAAAGUAAGCUUCGCGUAAGCGGUUGUAAUACUGUUGGGGAGAUUCUGAUCUCCCUUGUUUAAUAGACAGAGCAGCAGAAAGGCCUGUCGGGGUCAAAUGAUCAGAAAACUUCGAUUAAUGCUUGGCAGAGCAAGUCAUAAUUAUUUCUGACAUGAUAAGGCUGUCGUUCAAGGAAACUGCUAACCUCUCGACUUGACGUUGCCUUAAUAAGGUAGAUUUUGUCAUCAAUGGUUGCACCUGGAAAUUUCCGCAGGUAAAAGUCAAUGUCUUUCAAGUAGGUGCAGGUGUCAGUAGCACCUUGGUGCUCAGGUUCAAAGCGUGCUAUGUUGCGAGCAAUUUUGUCAAGAUCCCUGUCUAAAGGGAGAUGGUAAGAAGCCAGCAUGAGGAGGAGAGUAGGACUCUUGGCUUAAGGAUGACCUCUCAGGGUCAAGCAGGGUCCUGUCAUGAUGCUGAGAGAGAUACUUAAGAGUUGGUUUGGAAGGAAGUGAUGGCGUUCUCUCAGGAGGCUGAUCACCUAUCAUUUCUUCAAGAAAAGUCUGCUCCAUGCGUUCUCUUUGGGCUCGACCUGACUGGAGGGAGCAUUGUAACUCUCUUUGGGCAUCUUCAAGCUCUUUGUCUGUCUUUUCUCGCUGUUCUUGACAAAGAAUUAACUGUCUUUGAGCUAUCUGGAGCUGGUGCUGUAAGGUAGAAGUUUGUUUCUCCUUACUUUCAAGAGCUUCAGCAUGCACUUUGACCAGUGCUUUCAAAGCUUUUACAUCUUCUGUUGCUUGCUCUAGCAGGGAUUCUGACUGUAUCAGAUCCUCUGUGGUCUUAGCAAGCUGCUUAUUGGCUUUGUCAAGUUCUUUCUCUCUUUGGUUAAGAGUUUCAUCAAGUCUUUCAAUCUUGUCUUUGAGAUCAAGAUUUCCUUCAUGACUUAUCAGUGAGGGGAGCUUUGACGCUUCACAUCUGGCACUGUGUUUUUCUAAAACACUUAGAGACUUCUGAGUCUCUACUAGCAUCUUUUUCAGAGUGCUGUUUUCUUCCUUUUGUGUCUUUAUCUUUGCUAAGGCGCAUUCCAAUAAAUAGUCUUUAUACUCAAGCUGAGAAGACAUCACAACAGACAUGCGUCUAGUGAGCUCUUUGUCACGAAGUGUCGUGGUUAAGGCUGUUUCCAGUAGGUCAGCCAUUGCAUCCUCCGGAUUGGAGGGUUUGGCCUUUUGAAUCUUAGUCAUGUACUGAGGUAUCAGCUGACUAGUCAAGUUUGCCAACACUGUGGUUAUGUCCCUCAGGGGGUCUCCCUGGCUGGACUCUUUCGUGUUAGGCAUGUUUGGUUUUGGUAAAGAGGUGCAGGUGGUUGGUUGAUGAGUUUGAGUUGACUUGAAAUGAAAGGAAGAAGCAAAGUAUCAAAUUAAGUGCUUGAUAAAGAGGAAGAGCCUAUCUGAGUAGAUAUCUAAUGGAGAGAAAAAUAACAAAGUUAAAUUCAUUUCAAUGAAAAUUGAAAUAAAACAAGUUUGUCUCCGUGUUGCAGAGAUCAGCAAAGCUUAAAUAAACUGCCUGAUGCAGUUGGAUGAAUUUGAAAAAUCAACGAAAUUGUCAAUUUAAGGAAUUAACUCUGAAGUUAAUUCACAAAUUGCAGUAAAUCCAAAGGUUCGAAUACCAAAUCUAUCUGGAAUGUUAAAAUAAAUUUCAAAUAUUAAUUAAUUUGUUCAUUAAUUAAUUCAUCUUAUGAGGAGGGUUAAUACAUUCAUGUAUUAUAGGGAACAGUAAAACUGCUCAAUGGUGUGAUAAGUAACAACAAGAUCAGGUGAUUGAUUCAAGGAGUUACUUCAUCAAUACAUUAUGGAGGCUCUUAUAACAAAGAUAAAAAUCAAAAAUCAUUGAUCAAUGAUUUAGAAUAAGCACAUCAAACUUUAUCAACCAAGUCAAUCACUUGAAUUAUGUCUGUAGAGUGUUACACACUGACUACAGGGAGGCAGUACAGCUGGCUGAUACUGCAGGCAGGUGAUAACAGUGUUAGCUCAAUACCAAAAGCAACCAUGUGGGGCAGUAUGGAGUUGGGAGAACUGCACAAGCUCAACACAAGUGGAGAAGAAGAAGGAAAGAGGAAACAGUCAUCCAACUAGCCUCUUGUGGUUUUCGUGGUGUUGGGAAGUCUGAAGGAAGGGGCCUUUAGGCUCUGCCUCCUUGAAGGGCCUUAUCUGCUUAAGGCCAAAUGGUCAGUCUCUCCACUGACAACAAAGGGUUAACAUUUCACAGCAGGCUGCCCUCAAACAUAGAACUUUACACAAUCUGCUCAGGCAGAUUAGUUCAAUAAAAUCAUUUACAGGAACAAGAAUCAAAGUGACAAAUCCCUCAACAGCAGAUUCAACUGCAGACUUUAAAAUCACAAAUGCGGCGAUUUUUGAACACAAAUUUUGUCUGAAUUCAAUCAAACAACAACCUCCCACUGUUACAGUGGUUUCCUGUGACAGGUAGCUAAUCUGUCAGGGGAAAGGAGGAAAUCUGAAUCCCAUAUAGUUACUAGAACCUCGUAGCAGACUACAGAGACUUCAGGGGCUUGAAACCACAGCUCGGAGCAUCGCGAACACUUGGUUCAGCCAAAGGCCUUAAAUACAAGCGUACGGCGACGCAACAAUCGUGCACUUAAAUAUUGGACAGUCUAGACAGAGCAGAGAGUCAGUCUCACUGCCACUCAGAACAACAUUUCACGCUGUCCAGCUCAAACACAGACUACAGGCAUGUAGUACAAAAGUGUGUGAAACACAGAGCAUAAAGGUUUUAUGCAUAGAUCAGGAAAACAUCAGAACUUAGUCAAGCAACUUCAGCAAGCAUAGCAUUGAUUGUGAUUAAGUCUAAAAUAGCCUGGAAAUAAGUUUCUCUCAUCAAUUUGGAAGGCUAAGUUUUAGGUUGUCUGUUAGUAUCCAGAAGUUUUGUUUGAAAUGCCUCACACGGGGCACCAAAAUAUAUGUAGCGAUUUGAAAUGGGCCUCACAAGGCCGCACCAAAAUAAUACUGUAGCGAUUGUAAUUUAUAAUAAAUGUCUGAAGAUUAAUAAUCUCAAAUUAUGACAUUUAUGCACUCGUUGAAAGGGGCACCACCCACCCUUAAUGGUGGGAAAAUAAAGAAAACAAAAGUUUAAUUCAGAAAUCAAACAUCAAGUCAGUUUUAAUUAAUCAGUCUCAUAUCUUAAGCCGAAAUUCUCAUUUCAGGGACUCCGCUUCUGGAAGAACACUAACAGACAUAAAACUUAGAAAAAUUAUGAUCUGUUUAUUACAGGAUAAAUGAUGGUACAACAUACAUGCAAUAAAUGAUGAUAAGAUAAUGAGGAUAAAAUAAUAGGUGAAUAAAUAAAGAUUCUGAGUCAGGCUAGGAGCACUAAAGUUAAUGAUAGUGAGUGAAUAUGCGCUAACAUAUUAACCUACACUAACUUUGAUGUCGAGAUAAACUCGGAUGUGGAUUUGGAGGAAUCUAAGAUCACCAGAAUAAGUGGAUAUCUGAGUUAUGAACGCAUGACACAGCACCAGCCCUCUUUGGAGCUCUGGAGGUUUGCAUACUUAAGUGAGACUGGUCCUUGGAGAAGAUGGAGCAGGUUCCGAAGGUCCGGGGCUACUGGCGGUUCGAGCGGUUCAGCUCAGAAGACGACUGAAGUCAGCCGAAGGAUGAGCCAGGAGUUGCAGCACUCGGGCCCGAAGCAAAGCCAGCGCCUGUGGAUCCUGUGGAUGCUCGUUUGGGUACUUCUUUGGUCUCACUCAAAAACUCAAAAGAGGAUGACCUGGGCCUGCUGGGUUGCGUUCAGAGGUGACUUUGAAUCACGCAGAUCACUCAGAUAAACGAGGCUCGAAGAGUAGAGAAAACUUUCAAAAAUGGCUUCGCGAAAUUAAAGAAAAAUCAAUCAAAGGCUUAAUCUUGAAUUGCUAUGCGCACAAAAAGUUGAAGUUUCAAAACUUGAACUAAGACGAUGUUAAAGAAAAAUCAUUUAUCCUGUAAUAAACAGAUCAUUAUUUUCCAAGUUCUUGCCUGUUAGUGUUCUUCCAGAAGUGGAGUCCCUGAAAUGAGAAUUUCGACUUAAGAUAUGAGACUGAUUAAUUAAAACUGACUUGAUGUUUGAUUUCUGAAUUAAACUUUUGUUUUCUUUAUUUUCCCACCAGUGAGGCUCAUUUCAAAUCGCUACAAAUGGUAUUAAUUAUGUGAAUUGUGCAGGUGAUUGUUCUGGUUGAAAAUGCCCAUGAAAAAUAUUGCCCAUAUAUACAAAUAAACUGUUUUGGUAUGGACCACAGACUGAAACCCUCUGAAUUUACAGUAAAAUAUUACACUUAUUUAACAGUAAAAAACAGUGAUUCAAGUUCAGAGAACCCCAGACUUAACAGAUUAGUAGUGGCAUCAAUGGUGAGUUUAUGAAGGAUGUACUGGACAACAGUGUUCAUGUAAAGCUCUUUUAUGUUCUAUUACACAGCACAAUCUCUAGCCUCACUUUAGGUUGUCAGUGUAGCCAAACUAUGCAGAUGUUAAAUGCAGAAUAAACAGAGUACUCACAGUUUGUACAGCAAAUGUUGACAUUUAAACUAUUACUUUACACCUAUUUCAGCUCUGUAAAAACUUGACCUAAAUCGUCAGUGCUUGUGAAGAGUACAAUUGUGAAGCUAAUUGUAAAAACUCUUGCCCCAUAUCAGACAUUUGCUGAAUACCUUUAUUGUGUUGAGGUAAUGAAUCAGCUGUGGCUCUGAUUUUUAUGAUGGGUAAUGAUUUGAUGCUUAUAACACUAAACUUUUGUGUAUAGGUUUAAAAUCAACUACUGGUCUCUUCACGUUGUCCCCAGUUUGCUGCUCAGGGUUCAAAUGAGUGAUAGUCAGUGUCCUUCCAUGCAUCCGGUUGACACAUCACUGCUUUGUGUUUUUCACUCUUCUGUAUGAACUCAAGAGAAAUGAGAGAAACUUCUGGAGAACAGCAGGUUCUAAACUUCUCAAUUAACCCUGGUAUCAAAAUCUUUCCUCAGACAAAGUUAUUCAGGUUGUUUUUUGCUCCGUUCUAAUAUGUAGUUUGUAGUUUAAAGUGAACCCUUUGACUGAGUCUACAUACUCAGGUGCUGAAAGUUCUUUUCUCAUGACUAGCUGACUAAAUAUUUGCAUAAAGGAGCAGGUGAACUGCUGUACACAAUGGAGCAUACAGAAGAUAAUGCCAACCCCUGAUUGUGAUGGUUACAGUUUACAGAGUUGCAACAGAAUUUAAAGUUUUCUUGUUCUUAUCCUCUUAGCUACACAUCAAAUAAAGGAUUUCUGUGGCAUAUUGGCCUCUUGUCUUAUCUUUAUAACGUUGUGAUUACAGGUGCAGGAGAAUUCCCCAGGUCACCGUGCAGGACUUGAGCCAUUCUUUGAUUUCAUCAUUUCCAUCAGUGACACUCGUCUGGUAAGUUUACUUGAAUGGCAACAUUAAACUUGCUGCAGCCACUGAACCUGCUCCAGUAGAUCUCAAACAUCAUAUGUUGUUAAUUAUGUUAAUGAUUUGAUCUUGCAUAGAACAAGGACAACGACACACUAAAAGAGCUGCUGAAGAUGAAUGUGGAGAGGCCUGUUCAAAUGCUGCUGUACAGCAGCAAGACCCUGGAAGUGAGAGAGACCACCGUCACACCCAGCAAUAUGUGGGGUGGGCAGGGACUCCUGGGAGUCAGCAUUCGUUUCUGCAGCUUUGAAGGAGCCAAUGAAAAUGUCUGGCAUGUCCUGGUGAGUGUUGACUCAGUGGGAGGAUUGGGACAUGGACACUGUUUAGAGAUCAUAUAUGAUUUUCAGUGGUGAAAGAAGUUUUCAUAUCAUUGUGAAAGUUUUUUUCUUUCUAAAUUACUACUUAGGAGUAGCAAAAUAUAAAUAAUAAUGAUGGAAGUUGGUGAGAGAUAGAGAAGUACAGUAAAUGAGACGUAACAAAGGCUGACAUAUUAAAGUUUACAUCUUCACAGUCUGCAUCACCUUGUAAGACUGAAAAAAACAUGUUUGGUUCCAGGAAGUGGAGCCAAACUCACCAGCAGCCCUGGCUGGUUUGAGGGCUCACACAGACUACAUCAUUGGAGCAGACAUGGUCAUGAGCGAGGUACCAUCUUUGUAGAUAAGUCCCUAAGUCUGCCUUACAGAUGGCAACAGGUCCACCUUCAGUUUGUCUCUGCUUUUCCGACAGAGUGAAGAUCUGUUCUCUAUCGUUGAGACCUAUGAGGGGAAAGAGCUGAAGCUUUAUGUUUACAACACAGACACAGACAACUGCAGAGAAGUGCUCAUCACUCCAAACUGUGACUGGGGUGGAGAGGGCAGGUACAGCAGCGUGGAAACCAUGAAAUCUUGAUAUGAUCUUGUUUGUUUUCAGUUUUGAAAAUGCCAGCCCUUAGAAAGAGUAUUUGAGUAUUCGCUGACCCACAAGUUUUGAUACAUGACUAAAGAUUUAUAAAAGUAAUCACAGAUAGCAAAGAUCAUCAAUAGAAGCUCGCUGUCUUUCUGUGUCUACUAAAAUGAUUGGUAGUUCAUCACAACUUUUGAACUGGGAUCACUAGUUAAUUGUUUUGUUUGUUUUUGCAUUUUUUUGCACUUAAGUUGUAUUUUCAUAAAAUGCAACGUUGUUAGGAUUGCUGCUUUAAAUGCAAUUACUGCCUUUUUCUUUCAUUCACAGUAGUACAUUAGAAUUAAGUUUGAAAAGUAGACAAACUUUUUUACUUAUUGGCCUUUGUCUAAAUGCAAAUAUCUUAAUACGUGUAAGUGGGGUUGCUGGUUUAGCUCACUUGGUACAGCAGGUGCUCCAUAUACAGAGGCUAUAAUCCUCUUCACUCAUCUUUCAGCCUUUACCUCUCACAGUGCUCCUCUAUCUGUGUGCUUUCAGUCUAGGAUGUGGGAUCGGUUAUGGCUACCUGCACAGGAUACCAACAGUGCCGUUUACGAAGGGAAAGAGAGUCAGUUUCCCCUCGAGGACCCCCAAUGAACCAGCUCCUCCAUCUAAAGAUGGUUUUACAGAGGUACACCACCAAUCACAAAAACACACUUCCACCUGCAUAAGGAAAAAAAAAAGUCUGUUUCAGGUUUCACUCAUGAAGUGAUUUUGCCCCCAGGUCCAUCUCUCUGCUGUUGUCCCAACUGUUCCAGUUGCUGUUUCUUCUUCUUCUCCUGAAUCGACUGGGUUAGAGCAGUCUCUCAGUGGAUUGUCUGUCAACUCUGACCUAACCUCGGUUGUUAGCAGUCUACAGACAGGUAAACUGUUAUUUCAAUAAAGCUGAAAAAUGUGUUAAAUUUUGUAUUUCCGUUUAGACUCAGAGAUGUGCUCAAACCAAAACACCUUGAAAAUAACUAAUCAAAUUUGUUUCAGGAGCUCCUCCUCUUCCACCGCUUUCACAAGCCCCCUCCUCACAUAGUGCUCCCCCAGCUGCUGCCCCAAUCCCAGGUUAGUAAUAGUUAGUUUUUACUGCUGGUCCUCUGAGAGACAAAAUUAUACAUUACCCUGUUAACCCAGCUUUGUCUAACUCAGGUUUAAUGCCCUUACCUGGAAGCCUUCCACCUCUUCCUGUCAUUCCAAAUCUUAAUUUCGUUUUGCCUGAGAUGAACCAUGUGCUACCACCUGGAGCAACUGGAUUACAACAUGCAGGUAUUGUUUUGAUUUCUAAAGUACUUAUGACUAUUCUUGAAAGAUCUGGUGUUACUUUUCCUGCUGCCAGAAGAUCAUUUUAGUUUUUUAUCGUGCAGCAUAUAAAAAAAUGUGUGCAAUUUGUGAAUAUUAAAUCAAAAUUAGGUGGUUUUCUUUCAAGCAUUGCUCAUUCGAAAUGUGUGGUUGUGAGAGUAGACACCUCUAGAUAGAGGGUUACAGUUUUUCUGUGAUUUGCUCUACAGGUGGUCCACCCCUCGCCCUGCAUGGUGGGGUACCUGGUUUAACUUUGCCCCCAUCAGACUACAUUCUUCCCCCCAUCACUGCAAAUGCUGCUCCUGCUGUUACAGAAGAUAUCACAUCUCUCUCCACCACGACCCACACGAGUAAUUCACUGACCAGUGUCCCCAUCUCAUCAUCAACAACCACCAGUGAAUCCAUAAAUAUCACAAUGACAGCAGACUCCUCUUAGCAGAGAGAUCACUAAGUUGCCAUCAACCUCUGAAGUCUUAACUCAGAAGAGCCAGUUUAUUAAGCUGCACGGCUACACUGACAUUUUUUCCGUAUGAUGUUGGCAUUUUAAAAGCUACUUUGCUGCUCUUUUCACACGCAGCAAACCAAAGUUUUCUCGUGAAUGUGUGACCAUGUGCUGCUUUCCUACAUCUUAGGUAAAGUUUAAUUCAGCAGACUUCAAACAUACACUAGGUUGAGACGUGUGCAGGGUUGUAGUUUACUUUUAAAGUGUAAGCUUGCAUCUUUUAUUUUAUCUGCUAAAGAGCCAUUGAAAAGUUCGAGUUGGAUUUGCUUUUUUGAACUACUGCUACAUUUCCUUCAACUGGGUGAGUGAAUGCCCUAAUUUUAUCCAUUAAAAGUGAGAGCCAGUUUGGGGCAAUCUGCAGAUUUUUCUAGGAGAAGAAAUGACCUGAUGUUGUUGUAGUUAUUGUUCAGAUGGAGGCUGUAUUUGUAUUAACACAUUUACUAAGAAAUACAUUAUAAUGCAGCUUGGUCUCUAAAUAUCAAAAGGAACAAAAAAAAGUACUGUGGCACCUCUACAGUAGCCUUUGAGUAGCUCUGUAAACUACUUGAGGUCAGGGGUCAAGACAGGUUGUGCCACUGGGUAUUGGCUUUUGAGGAAGCAGGUGUUCUUUGUGAAUCAUUGUAGGCAUUAAAACUAUUAUCAGGUUAUGGUUUUGUACAAAAAUAUUUGUAAAUUUCCUUGAUUAAACCACUGUAUUUUAUUUAUCUUAGCUUGUUUUGUUU
This is a messenger RNA of Xyrichtys novacula (pearly razorfish), 13200 nucleotides long. NCBI's taxonomy places the organism in Eukaryota, Metazoa, Chordata, Actinopteri, Labriformes, Labridae. The record is from the annotation of a GenBank genome assembly.